Leptidea sinapis is the source of this 5371-nucleotide messenger RNA. Its product is annotated as sperm flagellar protein 2-like. Lineage: Eukaryota; Metazoa; Arthropoda; Insecta; Lepidoptera; Pieridae. The transcript has 2 exons. The coding region runs from base 1 to 5328 and encodes 1775 amino acids. The record is from RefSeq and is a predicted model, not a curated record.
AUGGCAGAAGUAUUAAAGGAAUGGCUUUCACAACGAUUACAAAGACCUAUCAAUUGGGAAGCUGAGGAAUUUGGUAACAAAAUGAAAAACGGCUACAUUAUCUCUUGUGUACUACGUAGCUACCACAUCAUAGAUGAUGAUAAACAUUAUUUUAUUAGAGAUGGUGACAAUGUUGAAGAAAUUAAGAACAAUUGGAAACUCUUAAAGGAUUGGCUGAAGACGAUCGAUAUUACUCCUUCCGAUGCUGAUAUUAAAAGUAUGAUAGAAGGUAGAGGCUCUACGCUAUUACGUUUGUUUUAUCAAUUAUUUCUCCACCUAGAUAAAAAGGAUCGGACAAACUUUGUCAAAAGAGAAAGAAAAAUGGCAUCGAAUCUCGUUGAGAAAAUUGAUCAUCGAUUUACUAUCAGUAGUGUAUUCGAAGAACCAGAACCUUUUGUAGACGAUUUGUCUCGACCAUUAUUAAACGAAAAAAAGUUAAUAGAGUGGCAAAAAAUAAAAUCCCAGCAAGUUAAAGAUACGUAUGAUUUUAUCAGGCAUAAAUAUUCUAAGAUGUUAAAUGAAAUUAAAAAGAAGUCCAUACCCGUACAACAAUCCGGUGAGAGACCAAAACGUAUUUCAGAUAAGGACAAAAAGGAUAUGACAAAAUUUGGUCUUAAGAAUCCGUGUAAGUUUGAAAAUAUGACGUACGAAAAAUUGAUUGAUUUAGAACAAAAAGCUAAUGAGCGAAAGAAAACUUUUAUUGAUUCGGAAUGGGCACAAAAAUAUAUGGAAAAUAUGCACACUAAAAUAAAUAAAAACUCUGAUUCGGAAGAAUUUCAUAAGCAAAUCAGAAACGUUAUAAGUGGUACCUUAUGGGAUAUGACGGUAGCAGAAGAAGAGUCAAAUCAUGACACGGAGCUUGCAAAAAAAGUAAUGAAAUUGUCCCAAUUUGAAAAACAAAUGGUCACACAAAUAAUGGAAACAAGACAACAAGCUCGUAAUUUGGUCAAGAACAGAAUAACAGGUGAAGCGGAGUUUACUGAUCAAAGAACUAACCAAUUCAAUCAGUAUUUUGAUAACCUUAAGGAAGAAAUUGCACUAGGUCAUCAAGAAAUUGAUUUCGAGGAACAAAGACAGAAAAUGCUUCAUAAAAGGUUAUAUGCAGAGAAAAUGAAAAGAAAGCGUCAGCAUUAUUAUGAGAUUUGUUAUGAUACAGUCCUAGCUAUAGUGGACUAUGCCACAAAAUUUGCUUAUUUUAAACUGUUACUUGAAAACGACAUUCCCGAUCAUUUUAUACAUGAAUGGAAAAAUUUAUUUUUCAAAAAACAGCCUAUAUUUGACAUUUUUGAGCCCACAGAAAAUAUUUUAAAGGAUAAUUUAUAUGAGGAGACAAAUACUGAAGAGGAAAUAAUAAGACUUGAACUUGUUCGACAGCAAGCUAUGAACGAUUCUGAAUUUAUAGAAUAUCAUAACUAUAUGUAUCCGUGGAUACUUAGCACUUUGAUUCCUAAUUACGAUCCAGAUUCUGAAGAGAGGAAAUUUGAAAAUUUAGGAUCAAGAAUACUUGGACAUGUGGUAUAUACUCUACUUGAAAUUAAAUAUCCAUACCCUCCACAACGUCCUCCGGCUGAGUUACCCAAUUUCGUAUCCAAAGCUCUAGUCCGAGGUGUUCCAGAUAAGUCUAUAACGGUAGCAAUGCAAAUUUUAUUGAAAGCACGGAAAAUUCAUGUUGUACGAAUAGAGGCUGCUGUUAAUUUCAGUUUACGCAAGUUUAAAGUAGAAAUGAUAGGUUGCACUGACAUAGAACUAUCUUUUGAUAAAUUUUUAAUGGCAGCGCAGGAAGAAGAAGACAAAGAGUUAAUUAAGUUAUUAAAAGCUGAAGAUGAAAUUAUAAGUAAGAGUAGUGAAGCAAUUAUGGCGGCUAUAACAGGGCCUCAACCCCCAAAUGUAAAACAAACUCAAACACCAAAAACUAUUCCUGAAGAAGAAAUUGUUUUAUCACAUGCUGCAGAUCUCGGCAGAUAUGCAUACAAUUCUUUAGAAGCAGGAGAUUCGUUAACUGAUUAUCUGAUUGCAGCUAUGAUUGUGGAAUAUCUCAAGGACCAACAUGACAUUAAUGGAUUUGUAAUAAUAAACUAUCCGAAUUCUUAUCACGAAGCACAAAUAUUAGAGGAAACAUUUUCAGGUAGAUAUCCGCCGGAUGAAAAAGAAUUAGAUGAUAGUGACGAUGUUUAUCUAGAAGAAAGCAUAGUUAAACAUCGAAAAGUAGAAAAUGACCCUUUUAAAGAAUUAAGAGUUUCGAAAUUGGUUAAUGACCCACAUAAGAAAAUAAGGGAUCAACCAUUUGAAUGUUAUUUUACAUGUUAUUUAAAUUUAAAGGAGAGUGAAGAUAUUCUUAGAGAGUUUGUAAUAUGGGAGCUAAAUGAAGAAAAUUCUGACUUCAUUGAUAGAUUUUAUGCUGCACUAGGAAUCAAUUAUAGUAUGUACUAUGAAGUUAUCGAAAAGGAACAAUUAGGUUUGAUUUGUAAGUACAUAAUAGGAGAUCAUUCAAUGCCGAUGAAGUCUUACGAAAAUCUUUUUGGAGAGAAUGUCAUGAGUACUUUAGAUUUUCCAUCAUCAGAUGUUAGGAAAAUGAGGUCAAAACUAGUUAAAUCAGAAAUAAUGAAUGGUAAGUCUAAAGAAAAAAUUCCUCGUGGAUCGAAAAGUCGUUUAUCCGUUACCACUGAGCUCAAACUAGUGAAAUCCACUGAUUCAAAGUCAGAAAAUACAGCAGAUGAAGAGCCAUCAAUAAAAAUGAUUAAUGAAGAAUUUGAGAAUAAAUCUUCAAAGACAUCACUCAGCGUAGAUGAGAUUAAACUUCUAGCAGGUGAGGAGAAUUGGAAUUACGGUGUGAUACCGAUAGCUGAAAUUAUUGGAACUGCAUUAGCCACAUGCUGGGAAGAGAUAGAGAAAAUAUAUAUCAAUGACCUACAACAAUUGUUUUAUGCAAAACGCUUGCAGAUGAAUUUGGUUGUACCCUAUACACGAUUUAUUAAGGAUAAAAUGACACAAAUUAUAACACUUCCAUCAGAAAAACAAGAUAUGGUAUAUCAAUUUCAGAAGGAUUAUAACGACUUUGAAAAUGAUUGGCGUGAUGUCAAUCUAACAAAAAAUGAAUGGCAUUGCCGAAUUAAAGAAUUACAAGACAAAUUAUAUAAAAUUUGCGAUGAAAGAAAAAUAUACGCAGAAAAACAAAGACAAUCUCUUAUUUGUGAAAAUUGGGCUGUGGAAGAAUUAACUACAUUAGCGAAUACCUACAUUUCAUGUAUGCAAACGGAAGUUAAUCAUUCUUUUCUCAUCUUUCAAGUCUUUCACGAUUUUUAUUUCGCAAUGAUAAAACGCUUGCCCCCAAACGACCGCUUGUCAUCAAAGGAACUUUCUAAAAUAUUCAGAGACUCUGAUGAAACUUCUGGAAGUAAGAAGGGAGGUGAAGAUAAAUUGUACAGACAUUUAAAGAAUGCAUUUCAGGAGUUACAAUUAAAAAAUAUAGAAAUUGAUUACAGUAAUAACCCCUUUAAUAUGGUGUUGGAAAACAAUGCAAAGUUUGCUCUUAAGGUGAUCAAAGAUACAAAUGAUUCGUAUCGUUCUCUAAUUGCUCGAGAAUAUAGUGAGGUUUCAAGGAAUGUAACAGCUCCAAAGAAAAGAGACGAAAUUUCAUCGAACGAAUCGGUUAAUGAAGAGGAAAUAUUUAAGCAAAAUGCUCUGAAAUGCAUUGAAGAAUGGUCAAUGGCUAUUAAUGGAGAAAUGUUCCGGCUGAAUAGACGUAUUUUAGCACUACAAUAUAAAUGUUUCCAAGAUAUGAAAUUAUUCAAUGAUUGCAUUUACAAGGCAUUUAUGGACAUUCAAAAUGAAAUUAAUAAUUAUUACGCCAAUGAAAUAAAGUCUGUUGAUCGUCUUUGUAAAUACAUGCAGAUGGCCGUCGAAGGAGGUAAAAGAAUUCCAGAAAGUCUUAUAUUAGAACAUGACACAUUUGUUAUAGACCCUAACUUACUACAAUUUGAGCCUGAAAGUGUUGGAGAUAACAUUAAAAAUGAUGUAAUAAGUGAAACAGAGUUUAAAAUAGGGCAGUUGGGUAGAUUAAGAUCGCAACUUAAAAUAGUAGCACCCGUAGGUAUUGCCCUACAACAGGCGUUUGUAUAUGUAUUACAAGAUUUUAUAAUAUUUGGAAAGGAAUCGUGCGAUGGACCAUUGUUUCCUCAAGCUUGGAAACAAAUUGACCCUGAACAGGUUUUAAAACUUACAUAUUUGUUAUUUGGGGAGACAGCAUAUGUGGACUGGAGAGAUUUCCUAAUUUAUUGCCUAAAUGUUAGGUUUCCUUCAGUGGAUGAACUAUUACGUUUGCGUAAGCGUUUCCGGUGCUACGACCUUGAAUCUACAGAACUAAUAUCUAGGAAUGACUUUUUGGCUGAAACACUUUGGUUUGAAAAAGAACUGGAUUGCAUCGACAAUUUAGGCUUGCGAAUCAAUCUCAUAAAACAUUUUUUGUUUGAACUCUUUGAAACCGCUGAAGACGUAAUGAACUAUUCUGCAUUCUUACUAGCAUUCUGUAAGAGUAAUAAUCCUAUUGAAGGAUUUGCAAAGGCUCUAAGUAUGGCAGUUGGUAAAAAAGUUUGUUUCUGCUGGGAGGAAUGCAAAGAUGUUAUUUGUGAACUUAUAAAAGUUAAAAUGUACAAAGACGAAUGCUUAGCACGCGCAUUAGAAUCUACGAAUCAAUUUAUUGAAACAGUGCUAACGAAUGUUAUCAACACAUGCGAAGGCACUACUUUGAUUGAGUUAGAAUAUACAGAGCCUUUGCCAGAUACGGAAAAGAAAGGAAAAAAGGGUAAAAAAGCGAAGAAACUCGAUAGCCCCCAAAGUGCUCGAAUACCAAAAUCACAGAAGAGCCUUGUUAGUCGUAGUAAAAUGGCGCAAUCAGUGACAGAUGUAAAGACGACAUUUAUUUGCCCACCUUGUGAGGCAGAAGUGGAAACGGUUGAGGAAAAACCACCAGAAAAGGAAGAGGUACAGGAGGAAAAGAGAGAGGUACCACGGCCAGAUCCCAAUUUGGUAUAUGCUGUUAGUCAACAAACUAUUUGGAAUAUACUCAGAGUUUGUCUGCCUUGGCAUUUUGAACUGCUACCUGAAGAGAGAGUUACACAGUAUGUUAGAGAAUUACGUGAAAUAUUGUUAAAGCUUGAAGUUGACACUGAUAAUAAAGAUAUUUACGUAGCCAAACUCGUCACUGAGCCCGCAAUUUGCAAAAUAUUACAUAAAACUAAGAAAUUUUACGCCAUCAAUAUAAAUGAAGAGAUUCAGAAGGUGUUUCUGUAAGUAUUGCUUAGUAAACGUUAUGUCCAAAUUUUUCAAUAUUGAU